AUGCCUGCUAUUCUAGUUGCCUCCAAGAUGAAGUCAGGAUCGCCUAAACCCGUGCACGGUACUGCUCUGCCAAUUCCAGUCAGGGUAGUGACACACCAGAACGGACCCCUAAAGCAUUCCAGCCUCAUUCCUCUAAAGUCCACCGUCUAUAGACAGCACAGUCAAGGCAGUGCAACUUUACAGAAAAAGAAUCAGACAACCAAAGGAACAUCAGGAGAUCCUCAGAUUUACACAGACUGGGCCAACCACUACCUAGCCAAGUCCGGACACAAGCGACUGAUUAAAGACCUUCAACAGGAUGUUACCGAUGGCGUUUUGUUGGCAGAAAUAAUUCAGGUUGUAGCUAAUGAGAAGAUUGGUGAUAUCAAUGGAUUUCCUCAGAGCCAAUCACAAAUGAUUGAAAACAUUGAUGCCUGCCUGGGAUUUCUAGCUGCUAAAGGAGUGAAUAUAAAGGGACUUUGUGCUGAAGAGAUCCGCAGUGGCAAUCUCAAAGCCAUUUUAGGCCUGUUCUUCAGCUUGUCUCGCUACAAGCAGCAGCAACAGACUUGUAAACAGACAUCCGGCAAUGCUCAAAUUCUCCAGAACAACCAGGCCCACCGAUGCGCCAGUCCCGCCCUGCCUUCUCACGCCUCUCCUGGUCACUCUCCUCACGACUCUCCCUGUCCCUCUCCCAUCAACCAAAACUGCCAGAUCUCCACCACAUGUGUGCAGAAACCACAGACAGACCUGCACUCCAGUCAUUCAUCCAAAGGCUGCGAUCAGAAAAAAGCUGCCAAGCUCACAAUUGCUCGGAAAAACAACUCUAGGCUUCCAAGUCCCUCGGUGAGGACGGCUGGAGCGGGCGGAGAGUGUAAUCCUCGAACCUGCAACCCUAGCAGACGCAGCCAGAGCUUCAAUCAGUGUGACCGAAUGAAACCUUCAAUCUCUGCGUGUCCUCAGGAAAGAGAGAAAACAACUCCAUCACCCAUAAUGCUUGAAAAUGGGCCAGUCAGCUCUUCGAUUCCUCCGCCCAGCGGCAGUGCAGCCACAUCUAAACCCUGGAGAAGCAAGUCGCUCAGCGCUAAACACACUGCCACAUCCUCCAUGGUCGCAGUUAAACAGCCAUCUCCACCUUCUCUCGAGGUUCCUCCUAAAGUGAUCGCCCAGAAGUCCAUGCUGGAAAAGCUCAAGCUCUUCAACAGCAAAACAGUUUCCCGAGCCCCAAAAGCAGAAUGCCUGGAUGCUGCAGAACCAGAGGAAGGUCAGGUACACAAUGAGAUCAACCCUGGAAACCAGCGACCGGUCACUCCCAGCGGCUCUAGGUGCUCCAGUCCCAAGCUGGCCUUGAAAGGCAUUGCACAACUGACACUUGGCAGGGCCUUGGCACCCAAAAUAGCAUUCGAAAAAGUCAGGUCGAAACCUAAAGAGAAAAACACACAACUGCCUGUCGCAGAAUCGGACCACCUUAAACCUGUUGCGCCCGAGUCCAAAAAGUCAAUUCCUAAAGGAAACAAAGGCACCAACGUUGCCAAAAAAGACCGUUCGAAAGCAGCUAUUAGUGGCAUACCCAAACCAAGCCAGGGUGGCAGGGCUGCAGCACCAAAUAAGACUUUAAUGUCGCCCCCUUGUGGUCUGGAUGUCGAACGGCCACGGCACGGAAAGUUUGGUUUGUCUGUGCAUAAAGAACAAAAGGACAUUAAAACCUCCGACUCUACUUCUAGCUUGGUGGUUUCAGACAAGGAAAGUAGCCACGAUGUUGCUAAAGGCGCUCAGACCCACUCAAUAGCCAGCAAUACAGUCAGUGUGCAGCUUCCAAAGCAACAAUACAACCACCCAAACACCGCUACUGUCGCUCCAUUUAUGUACAGGUCUCAAACAGAAAUCAAUAAAAGCGGGAUAAUGGCGGGAACAGAAGAACGAAGAGACGAAAUAAGUUUGCGCAGCAAAUCCAUUCAUACUUCUCUUGAGAACCUCACAGGUGAGGACUCCGAGACCAAGAGACAACGUACUGUAAAAAACAUUGCAGAUCUCCGGCAAAAUCUAGAAGAAACCAUGUCCAGCCUGCGAGGGACACAUCAUAUGAGUCACAGCACCCUGGAGACGACAUUUGACAGCACCGUAACCACAGAGAUUAAUGGCCGGGCCUUGCAUUCACUUAGUCCCCGCCCUGCCUCUGCAUUGCCAUGGCGACUGGGCUCUUCCAGUCCUCGUUUACAAGCCGGCGAUGCCCCAUCAUCAGGGAACGGGUACGCCCACCAUGGCUAUGGGCGCCACGUGCGCAGUUAUCAGACCUGCGUGCACAACAGAUCUCUGAAUGGCCUUGAGCACUCAGACAAUGUGGAGGAGCUGGAGGGGGUUGCCAUGGAGAUGCCAGGGUACAUGAGUGAUGGAGAUAUCCUGGGCAAAAGCAUGAGGGUGGACAAUGUCGCUUGUGGCUACAUGACGGAUGGUGGGCUGAACACGUACACCCGCGGUGUUAACCGGGUCUUGGAUGAAAUGAGCUCUGGAAGAGGUGCCAUACAACAGCUCAAUCCCAAAAGUCAAGAUGACACCGAUAGUUGGGACAGCAGUUCAGUCAGCAGUGGCAUUAGCGAUAACUUGGACACAGAUGACCUCAACACCAGCUCAUCUCUUAGCUCCUUUGUCAACACCCCAUCAGUUCCACACCGGGACGUAGAGGAACAGCUCCCAACAGAUGCAAAGAAGCAUUCUGCAGUGAAACAAACCUCUGAUUGGUCCAUCGACAACCUCAAACGUUCAGAAGGGGGCUCUGACAGUGACCUCAAAAUGGAGACCACCACCAAGUGGAACCACCGAACCUCUGAUUUCUCUGAUGAAUCUCAACGAAGCUUGACGGGUCGCAAGACUCCCAUAAUCUCCCAGACUGGUUCUUGGAGACGAGGCAUGACCGCCCAGAUGGCCAUCAAUUCCCAAAGGACCAAGGGGACAACACCUAACAACUGUAGCUCGCUCAAGUCACAUGGUAAGACCGAUGACGCCAAGGUGUCGGAAAAAGGGCGAAUCUCCCCAUGCUCCAACAACAUGGCCCAUUCCCCCAUUCACAGUGUCGACGAGACUAAGAAACCUCCUUCCAAUUCAACUUCUCGCACCCCGACAAGUACUUUUGGUUUCAAGAAGCCUCCGGGUUCCAUGGCGACAAUAACGGCAAGUGGUGCUGUGGUAACUAGCGGCUCUGCAACGGUGGGCAAGAUACCUAAAUCGAUAGCGUUUUCUGGGAGCAGACUUUCAAGUCGGCAAGCAAGCGUGGAUGAUGGAUAUUUUCCUCCAAGUGCUCGGACAACUCUUCAGUAUCGUAGUUUACCCAGGCCCAGUCGUGGAAGCAACGGAACCGGCACUGUACGUUAUUCGAACCGUUCCAACAUGACUACCUUCGAUGCAAACAAGGGUACUUCUACGCUUCCCAAUCCUAAGAGUCGCAGCUCAGUCAAAUCCCCAGUAGGCACUACAAACCAAACGGACAGAGAGAAGGGUAUCAUCUCAGAAGUGGAGAGCCAAGUAUUGGGGCAGGUACUUAAAACUGGCACAGCUACCCAGACAGGGAUGCCAACCCAGUCCCAAGCAGGAAGAAGACAAUCGGGGGGAAAGUAUUCAGAAAUGUCCUCGCCAACCCUGCGUAGACUUUUUGGUAGCAAAUCUGCUAACAAGCAAGUCCCAGUCACCACCAUGGAGAACAUGAAGAACUCCACCGUCAUCUCCAAUCCCCACGCCACAUCCAUCCAGCAGGCUAGCGGAGAUCCGAACACACCGUCUGUCACCAAUGGAGGCAAUAGUCAACUUUAUGGUGACGGGAUAACGGUGGUUUCCCGAGGGAGUGGAGAACAGGGGCUUACCUCUGUUGUUGCCAGCCCGGGAUCGGCUUUCUCAUCUUGGGGAGGCAGGGAUGGAGUGAGGUACCCUUCUCAAAGCUCAAACCGGACCAGUAGUGACUCCAUGGAUGUUUCCCUGGGAAAGGAAGAUUUGUGUCUUAAUCCAACUGGCAGCGCUCGAACUGGUCCGACAGAGAGGUAUGCCCUUGCGCCCCAGAACAGAGGUCAUGAGGAGACUCGCGAUUGGCUACGUUCCCCAUCUGUUGGGCUCCCAGAGUCAGCAGGCUCCUCCCCUUUUUCCUCAGCCUCCACACUGAGCCCGUCCUCUGGCACACGGUUCAACUUUGCCACACUUGGCAGCCCUACUACAGCUUCUCAGAUCCACCUGGCAGCUCUGCGCAACGCCAAUGACGUCUCUUACGACCCCUGCGGUGACCCCCGUCUUCGAAAUUCCUCGGUUAGCCUUGAAGACAAGGGUCGUGCCAUGAGUUGCUCCGGAUCUUACCGCGAGAGCUUAGAAGAAGUUCAUGGUUCCUCUUUAUCUUUGGUCUCAAACACAUCUUCAGUUUAUUCUACGCCAGAAGAAAAGGCUCAGACUGAGAUCCGUAAGCUGCGCAGGGAACUGGAUGCCUCUCAGGAGAAGGUUUCAGCUCUUACGACGCAACUCAGUGCCAAUGCUCACCUUGUGGCAGCUUUCGAGCAAAGUUUAGGAAACAUGACCAUCCGACUGCAGAGUCUGAGUAUGACAGCUGAACAGAAGGACGCAGAGCUGAAUGAAUUGAGAAAGACCAUUGAACUCCUAAAGAAACAGAACACAAUGACUCAAGCCACCAUCAAUGGAGUCAUGAACAUGCCAGACUCCAACCGUAAAGUAUCUAUAGAUUCAGUCAACGGGUCACCUCAGUCCCAGCGAGACAUGCAGAUCCACAGGCAGCCAUCGUCAGACAGCGUCUCCAGCAUGACCAGUGCUACCAGCCACUCCAGCAUCGGCAGCAACCUGGAGCUGGACGCCAAGAACAAGAAAAAGAAGAAAAACUGGCUACGAAGCUCCUUUAAACAGGCAUUCGGGAAGAAAAAGUCUCCCAAAUCGGCGUCUUCUCACUCGGACAUCGAGGAAAUGGCCGACUCUUCAUUGCCAUCUUCACCUAAACUCCCUUAUAACGGCUCGAUGGGCUCCUCACCAAUGAUACGCAACUCUCACUCCAGCUCCCUUCCUCAGCUGUCCUCUCUGCCUGCGUAUGGGCACGGCUGGGGCAGUAGCAGCCGGUCCAUGAGGUCUGCCUCUCUGGCACGGAUCUCCGAGUGCAUGGACAGCGAUGCAGAAACAGUCAUGCAGUUACGCAGUGAACUGCGAGAUAAAGAGAUGAAACUGACCGACAUCAGGUUGGAGGCUCUUAGCUCCGCCCACCAGCUGGACCAGCUGCGAGAGUCCAUGAACCGCAUGCAGAUUGAGAUCGAAAGGCUAAAAGUGGAGAACGACCGGUUGAAGUUGGAGAGCCGGGGCAGCAGUAGCAGAGCUCCAUCUCAGGUGUCCAUCUCUCCAUCAUCUGUGGGUUUAUCUUCUCAACUGAGCCUUACAGAAUCCACCAGCCUGGAUAUGUUGUUGGAGGACAGCGGAGAUGGUACUUCCUGGAAAGAGGGACAGCAUGUAAAAGUUGUGGUUAGCCUGGAAAAAGACGCUCAGUGGAAAGAGGAAUGCAGACCUUGCCAGUUCCUGUUGGGCUGCAUUGGUGUCAGUGGGAAAACCAAAUGGGACGUUCUUGAUGGUGUAGUCAGGCGCCUCUUUAAGGAAUACAUAAUGUGUGUGGAUCCUGUGACUCAGUUGGGUUUAAACACUGACAGCGUGUUAGGAUAUAGCAUUGGAGACAUUCAUCGCACUAGUGAUGCCGAAACACCGGAGCUCUUGCCGUGUGGUUAUCUUGUGGGAGAAAGUGAUACCAUCACUGUUAAGUUGAAAGACUCCCUCAACAGUCAGGACAGUUUGGCGUUUGAGACGCUCGUUCCAAAGCCCGUUCUGCAGCGAUACAUAUCUCAGCUUGAGGAGCACAGACGUAUCAUCUUCUCAGGACCCUCGGGAACAGGAAAAAGCUUUCUGGCCAGCCGACUGGCCGAGUACAUGGUGCUAAAAGAGGGAAAGCAGCUACAACAUCAAGCUAUUACCACCUUCAAUGUUGAUAAUAAAACUACUAAGGAGCUGAAGCAGUACUUGUCCAAUCUGGCUGAGCAGUGUAAAAACAGUGGACCGCUUGUAGACGUGCCUGUGGUGCUUAUCCUCGACAACCUGCACCACGUCGCUUCCUUAGGAGAGAUUUUCAAUGGCCUGCUGCACUGCAAGCAUCAUCAGUGUCCAUACAUCAUAGGAACCAUGAACCAAACCCCUUCACCUACUCCAAACCUACAGCUUCAUCAAAAUUUCAGAUGGGUUUUAUGUGCCAAUCAUACUGAGCCAGUGAAAGGAUUUCUGGGUCGAUUCCUGCGCCGGAAGCUUCUGGAGACGGAGAUCAGCAGCCGCGUGAGGAACGGAGAGCUGGUGAAAAUUAUCGAGUGGAUCCCGUCUGUUUGGCAUCAUCUCAACCGCUUCCUGGAGACACACAGUUCUUCUGAUGUCACAAUUGGGCCUCGCCUUUUUCUCUCCUGUCCGAUGGAUGUUGAGGGUUCAAGGGUGUGGUUUACUGACUUGUGGAACUAUUCCAUCAUUCCCUACAUGUUGGAGGCGGUCCGAGAAGGCUUACAUAUGUAUGGGCGUAAGGCAGCAUGGGAAGACCCGGCAAAAUGGGUGAUGGAAAGUUUCCCCUGGGCGUCUAGCCCGCAGCAGCACGAAUGGCAUUCAUUGCUGCGCCUCCGGCCAGAAGACGUUGGGUUCGAUGGCUUCUCUCUUUCACAAGAGGGCAGCCCGGGCAAACAGCCAGCUCAGAGUAAAUCAGAGGAAGAUCCUUUGAUGAACAUGUUAAUGAGACUGAAGGAGACGGCCCACUGCACAGGCACAGAGAGCUAUGACAGUGAUUCAACCAGCAACAGCCACCAAGAUGAUAUGUUGGACUCUUCAUUAGAAUCUACACUGUGAACUAUAAUAACAUUUGCAUUUAUGCAUUCAGCAAACACUUUUAAAGUGAAUUCAAUGCGUACAUUUAUCAGUAUGUAUGUUCACUAACCCUUGACCUUGGGUGUUGCUAGCACCUUGCUGCACAAGUUCAGCUACACUAGGGACCAGGACUCUUUUUUUUUUAAUGUUAGAUUUUGUUUUUGAAUAUAAUUACAGGGUGCUGGUAACCCUGAACGUUCAUGAAAUUCAAGGUGCUGGUAACCCUGAAAAAAAUCAUUAUUCAUACGCGGUACACAAACCUGGAUUGCACAUCCACUGGAAUGAAAAUCUGAUGAUAGAGAAUCAGUUUUGUAUUUGAUAAACAUGGCAAAACAUCAGAGCACAUGUAAGGGUCUUUUCAUUUUCUGAAAUGGACUGUAGAUGGCAGUAUACUAUAACUAUAUGUGUUAUAUUUCUAAUGACCUUUCAUGCAGCUCCUUGUUGCAAGCAGCAUUUGCUUAUUUUCUAUUCUCAUUACUGAAUUAAUCUUAUACUGAACUUUAUAAACUGGAUCUCUUGGGUGACUCUAAUGCACUAGUGAACUUUAUUGGUGCUUAAUAACAAUCCCUUUAUAGAAAUACAACUAUUGUGAUGUGCUAAGAUGUGCUACCUGACAGAUUUGUAACGUUAUACAAAUGCAAACAAUGCAAUGACGUUAUGGGGCAGUUUCCAGGACAGGUUUUUUUAAUUAAUCCAAGAUUAGGCCUUAGUUAUUUUAGGACAUUUAAGUAGUUUUUACAAACAUAGCUUACACAAAAAAAUACUGGUGUGCAUCUUGAGACAAAACAAUGACACUGAUAUAUGUUGAGAUACGUGAGUACAAAUAAUUUUCAAUUAAGGCAUCAAACAUGCAUUUUAUUUUGGGACUAGAAUAAGCCCGACCUGGGAAACCACCCCUAUAGGUAUUAAAUGGUGCACUGUCUUUGAUGUGAUAUAAUAUUAACUAUAUUGUAGUUGCUUUUUGGCAACAACAGAGCAUGUGUUAAUAAUUAAAUGAUAUGGUAACAUAAUGGGUUGUUUGGGAAAGUAGUAAAAAUAUCAAAGAUAGUAAGAUUUUUUGGAAAGUUAUCUAGAGAAUCUUUUGUGCCUCUUUUUAUGCAGCGUCACGAAUAUGAGUUAUCAAGACAGCUGUUCAUCUCUAUGCAAUGUUGUUACAUUCAAAGAAUAUUUAACAUUUAUCGUAAACUUUAGUCAACAACUGUUUCUGUU
Paramisgurnus dabryanus is the source of this 8097-nucleotide messenger RNA. Lineage: Eukaryota; Metazoa; Chordata; Actinopteri; Cypriniformes; Cobitidae. The record is from RefSeq and is a predicted model, not a curated record.